UCCUUCUGCUUCUCCUUCUCCCCACUCCUUCCCUCAUCUCCAACCCCGACCUCCUUCCCCUAUCCUCUUCUCCCAUCUUUUACCCAUUUUUUACACAUCUUCUACCCCAACUCUUGCAUCACCUCCUUCUUUUCUUCCUCUCCCUCCUUUCCCCAACUCCUUCUCCCCUCCUUUUCUCCAGCACAGAUGCAUUCCGUAUUGGGCUGCAACCACCCCACUUCUGCCCUCCCCUGGAGGACCCUCCUGCCUCUCAUGGCUCUGCACCUCCUCCGCCCAGGAUCAGCCCAGCUCAGGGUGGUGGCACCGAGCGCCCAUGUCACUGCCAUCGUGGGACAGGACGUUGUGCUACGCUGCCAGUUGUCCCCUUGCAAGGAUGCUUGGAGCUCAGACAUCAGAUGGAUCCAGCACCGGUCCUCUGGUUUAGUGCACCACUACCAAAGUGGACAGGACCUGGAGCAGAUGGAGGAAUAUAAAGGGAGGACAGAACUGCUCAGGGAUGGUCUCUUUGAUGGAAACCUGGAACUGCGCAUCACUGCUGUGAGAUCUUCUGACAGUGGCUCCUACAGCUGUGCUGUGCAAGAUGGUGAUAAUUACGCAGACGCUGUGGUGAACCUGGAGGUGUCAGAUCCCUUUUCCCAAAUCGUCCAUCCCUGGAAGGUGGCUCUGGCUGUGGUCAUCACACUUCUCGUUGGGUUAUUUAUCAUCAUCAUUGCUUUUCUCCUCAGAAAGCAAGUGGCACAGAGCAGAAAGUUGAGUGAGUCCUUCCAGCCCCUUACACCACCAAAAUCCCUUUAAUGGAACUGAUAGAAGACUGCAGACUGGGUUCAUGCGAUGGUUUGGGGCUGUGGGAUGUGUUGGUGUUGUGGGAUGUAUUG
Messenger RNA from Lagopus leucura (white-tailed ptarmigan), 875 nucleotides. Its product is annotated as myelin-oligodendrocyte glycoprotein-like. The coding region runs from base 187 to 795 and encodes 202 amino acids. The record is from RefSeq and is a predicted model, not a curated record. The transcript is spliced from 4 exons. Lineage: Eukaryota; Metazoa; Chordata; Aves; Galliformes; Phasianidae.